Soboliphyme baturini is the source of this 285-nucleotide messenger RNA. Lineage: Eukaryota; Metazoa; Nematoda; Enoplea; Dioctophymatida; Soboliphymatidae. The record is from the annotation of a GenBank genome assembly.
CGCUCGUUAGCAGUUAAACAGUGCAUCAGACCUCAUGAAGAGUGGCUCGAGUGCGGAAACGCAUGUCAACCAUCAUGUGACAACCUCUACCGUAUGCAGGAGUGUUCUGACAAGUGCGUGGCCGGCUGCUUCUGUGUCAAGAACUUCCUGCGAGAGAACAAAGAAGAAAAUUCCCCAUGCAUCUCGCGGUUCGACUGUUCCAAGAGAUAUUUUCGACAUCGACGCUGAUCAAAGCAGCUUUGUCAAAUUGACAGUGAUGAAAAAUGCAUUGUUGUCUGUCUAGUC